Molecule: messenger RNA, 5067 nt
Organism: Parnassius apollo (apollo)
Lineage: Eukaryota; Metazoa; Arthropoda; Insecta; Lepidoptera; Papilionidae
Source: the annotation of a GenBank genome assembly
UUGACAGGCGAAGAGCUAAUCAUCAAGUUUUAUUUUGAAAUUGACUACCACCCUACCCUACAAGGGAAUUGUAAAACUAUCAUGGAGGCGGUUUGCGCACAAGAUGACGUCGCGUGUCCAGUGUACGCUUUAACCGCCGCCCUGCACUCGCUGCACCUGUACUGCGCCACUCUGGCUGCUGCACUAAUUUGCUGCUGUACUCCAGUACGACCACACUGUUACAAAAAUCAUUGGCGACUGCAGAAUAUAAGAGGAGCAAGCAGCCUGGCCUUAGGUGUGGUGUGGUGUUGUUGGACGGCCGCCGCCUUCCUCCGUCCCUCGGAGACAGUGCGACUAGUGGCCUCGCUCGUUGCUUUAUUGGCCUGGUUCGCUGCGGCCGCUCUUCACGUUCUUCUGUGGUCCCGUCGCUCAGCAGCUCCCAUUCUGUACCUUGCGGUAUAUUGGCAGCUCUCAGCUAUCGCCGCUGCAUCUAUAACAUGGUGGCAUUUACGUUCUGGAGCUUCUACUAUCCAUGUAGAGCUAUAUAUACAAGGACUUACAACUGUAUUCGCAUUCCUGAUGUCAAGCGUGGACUGUGUUUGUUUUUAUGACGAGGUUACAAAGCGUAAUCAAGGCCAACAGGAAUCUUCAACAAAAGACAAUGUCUUUUACAGGCAUAAUCAAAGCCAUUUUUAUUCAAAGAUAACAUUUUUCUGGCUUAAUGCUUUUUUAUAUAGAGGGUACAGUGAAAUAUCUCAAGAUCAUGAAGAUUUUGGAGAACUUCCAGAAGAUGAAAAGUCGUCGAAGUUUUAUGAAAGAUUUAAAAGAUUUUAUAAGAACCAAAAACAGAUAUCUAAAGUAAAUGGUAAAAGAAGUAUUUGGCGUUGUUAUCUACGUACCAUAUGGCCAAAUUUUUAUAUUGCUGGGAUUUUAAAACUAUUCGGAGAUUUGGUUGGAGUUAUACCACCGUUAGGGUUGGCGAUUAUAGUUCAGUACAUCGAAGAUCCCGACAUAACGUACGGAACUGAGUCAGAAGUGACAAUACAAGAAUUUAUUCAAAACGCUUAUGUUAUGUUAGUUAUCGUUACGUUGGCAUUAAUUAUUCAAGCGAUACUUUCGCAGAAUUCAACUCAUCUAGUAACAGUAGAAGGAACAAGAUUGAAAACGGCCUUGCAAAGUAUGGUUUAUGACAAAUGCAUGCGCCUGGCAUCAUGGUCAUCAGCUGAAUCGGAAGUAGACGAAGAAUCUCCGUUAUUGCAAUCUACCGAAGACCACACUCCUUCACAGUCUGGUCUCCUGACCAACUUAAUAUCACAAGAUACGUACAAUAUAAUGUCAUGUGUUUGGGUAUGUCACUAUAUCUGGGCAAUUCCUUUAAAGGUGGCUGUUAUUUUGUAUUUACUUUAUACGAAAUUAGGAGUAAGUGCAAUAAUAGGAACCGCUGCUAGUGUUGUCCUGAUAACUCCGUUACAAUUUUAUAUUGGGAUGAAGCUUUCGGACAAUUCCAAAAAUAUUUCUAAGUGUACUGAUCACAGAGUAUCCAAAAUGUCAGAAAUUUUACAGGGCAUAAAUGUUAUUAAACUUUAUGUAUGGGAAGAUUUGUUCAAUGAAAAAAUUUUGCAGCUAAGAGAAGUUGAAUUAAGACUGUUAAAUAAGGAUUCUAUUUACUGGGGAGUUCUAACUUUUACAACACAAGCAUCCACUAUACUUAUAACAGUUGUUACGUAUACACUGUUAUAUUUUUUAAACAAUGGUGAUGGUUUAACAGUAGUUAAUGUAUUAGCUGGUUUGGCGUUAUUCAAUCAAUUAGCAGUACCUCUUCUAAUUUUACCCGUGACGGUGCUCAUGGUGAUUCAAGCUAUGGUGAGUACCAAGAGACUCGAGGACUUUUUAGAGCUACCGGAAUCAAAUAAUGUGAAAGAAGAUAGCUGUGAACAAAGUGCAUCCAAUAAUAAAUCUUGUCAUUUGCUUUUAAACAACAUUAUGGAUUCUGCUCCAGACUGCAAUUCUUUUCCAAAUCAAGAGCAAACCGAUAAAUGUGUUGAUGGUGAAUGCGAAGAUAAAUUCUUUGAAGAUAGUAAACCAACUUGCAAUGAUCAAGAUUACUUAAUAAGAUUCAAAAACGCGGCAUUUUCUUGGAAAAUGAACGACAACGCCUGGCUAGAUAUUGAUGAUUUAGAUAUUCCAAAAGGUAAGCUGAUUAUGGUUGUUGGAUCCUCUGGAUCCGGCAAAUCGUCAUUUUUAUCUGCUAUACUAGGAGAAAUGAAUCUCGAAAGGGGAGACGUCAACUGGAAUGGAGAAUACAGCGCCAGUUAUGCGGGACAACCUCCAUGGCUGAUCGAAGGCUCGAUCCGUGAUAAUAUUCUCAUGGGGCGUCGUUGGAACCCAUCAGAGUACGCGCGCGCCCUCCGUGCCGCCGCUCUGAGACCUGAUCUGCAGCUAUUACCUGACAGCGACCGUACGCAGCUAGGUCGGCAUGGAGCACCGUUAUCGGGCGGGCAGCGUGUGCGAGUGUGCGUGGCGCGUUGUAUAUACAGCCGUGCGCGGCUGCUGGCACUGGACGAACCGCUUGGAGCCCUGGACGCGGCGCUCGCGCGGCACUUGGUGGCCCGUGGGCUGUUGCCUGCCGCGAGAGCUGGCCGCACCGUUAUAAUUGCUACAAAUCGCUUAGAACUACUGCACUACUCUGACUUGGUGAUAGCAAUGGAAGACGGACGGGUGUGCGAGGUGGGGCGGCCGAGGUCUGGCGCUCGAGCGUGCGGCGGGCCCAGCGAGAGCACGCUGCGGCGCUGGCGGCUCGCUGCGGAGGCGCGGGCGGCCGUGGCGCGCACGGGCGCCGGCCCGCCCGGCGGCUCCGCGCGCGAACGUGCUCGCUUGCUGCGCGCGCUCAGCCGGACCAACUCCAACACCCACAAUAACGACGAAGAUAUGGUGGCCAUCAGCGAGGCAACAGGCGCGCAUUUCCUGGCCGAGAUACCGACGCGCGCGGGCGGUAGCUGGCGUCGAACUUCCACACGUCCGCGGACAGCCCUUUCCAGACAACUUUCUUCACCCCCGCCCUCUGUCCACCGCUUCAAAUGGAGUCGUGAAGUACGACGCGCAGUGAGCGCGGACGAAUCGGAUAUUAGUCGGCCACGCGUACACCGGACGCUCGCGCGAUGGACGCCGCGGAUGUUACAUCGAUUGUUAAGUACUGACGACGACACGCAAGCAGACGACCUACAAGAAAAUGCUAAAGAUGAAUCCACAACAGUCGACACAACUUUUGCAUCGGUUCCAUCAAAUGGUGUUGAAACAACAAUUAGCAACAACUCUGAUAAUUUAAUAUCAAACAAGGAGGACUCAGAAGAAGUAAUUAGUGAGAGCUCAAUUUGGUGGGUGUACGCACGUGCGUGCGGUUGGUGGGGUGCUAUGUACUGGCUAGCUGCGGCGGCCGCGCAGGCGUUAGCGCUCACUGCUGAUUGGUGGCUUUCUGACAGUGCCGCGACCAGCUCAAGGACGGCUCUUACUGAUGAUGAUGUGUGGGCGGCGGUAUGUGCGUACGUGUGGUGGAGCGCGGGCGGCGCGGCGGCGGGCGGCGCGGCGCAGGCGUGCAGCGCGUGCGCGGGCGCGGCGGCGCGGCGCGUGCUGCACGAGCGCCUGCUGCACGCCACGCUGCACGCGCCGCCGCACCGCGCGGCCUCCACCGCGCUGCACCGCUUCUCCGCCGACAUCGCCGUCGUCGACCGGAAAUUGGCCACCGCGGUGACGCGGUGGGCGCAGCUGGCGUUGCUGUGCGCGGCAGCGGUGCUGGUGAAUAUUAUUGCGUCAAGCUGGAUGCUUCUGGCUUUCCUCCCCGCGUUUAUUUGUUUUCUACUACUGCAGACUGUCUACUUACACAAUGCUAGCGAGGUGCAGCGGUCGGAGGCGCGGAGCGCGGCGCGCGUGGCGUCGCUGUGCGCGCAGACCGGCGCGGGCGCGAGCACAGUGCGCACGUGCCGCCUGCAGGCCCGCAUGCGCGCCGCUUUUCUCGCGCGCCUCGACCGCAACCACAACUCGCUUUUGCUGCUCAACGCCGCCAACCGCUGGCUUGGACUCACACUGGACCUAGUGGGCGCGGCAAGCGUAUGCGUGUCCCUAGCGACGGCGCUGGUGGGCGCCGGGUCAGCGGGGGGAGCAGCCGGCGCGGGGCUGGCGGGCGCGUACGCGCUGCUGCUGCCCGCGUACCUGGCGCACGCCGCCAAGUGCCGCGCCGACCUGCACCAGCAGCUCGCCGCGCUGCAGCGCAUCCUCGCCGACACCGCCGUGCCGCAGGAGGACUACCGGGACGACUGCCCGAUCCCGGCAGGCUGGCAAAGGAAUGGCAAAAUAGAGUUCGAAAACGUGACAGUACAGCAUCAUCCUGACGCUCCACCCAUACUUAAAAAUAUAAACUUGACUGUAAAUCCUGGUGAAAAGCUGGCGAUAUGCGGGCGCAGCGGCAGCGGCAAGUCGACGCUGGUGCUGGCGUGCGCGGGCGCGGCGGGGGUGCGCGGCGGGCGCGUGCUGCUUGACGGCGCGGACACAUCGCGAGUGCCGCUGCGCGCGCUGCGCCACCGCGUGCUCGUACUGCCGCAGGACGCUGCGCUCUUCGCGGGCACGCUGCGCGAGAACCUCGACCCGCUCGCCGUGCACACCGACCACGACAUCUGGCGCUGUCUCAAGGCCGUCGGCCUGUACGACUUCGUCUCGGCGCAGCCCGCGGGCUUAGAAUGUUCUGUUGGCGGUGGUCGCGGGCGGUGGUGCGGCGGCGGGCGCGGGGCGCGGGUGUGCGCAGCGCGCGCCGCGCUGCACGCGCGCCUGGCUGCCGCGCUGCUGCUGGACGAGCCGGGCGCCGCGCUCGACGCGCCCGCAGAGCGCGACCUGCUCGCCGCCCUGGCCGACCUCGCCCCCAACACCACCAUCAUUACAGUCGCGCAUCGAGUGUCUGCAGUGCGUGGGUACGAUCGUGCUGCCGUUCUGGAGGAAGGCCGGAUAGUAGAACUGGGCAGUAUAAAAAGUCUGUUGGCACAGCCCGCUUCGAGACUCGCUCGCAUGAUAGCUGCUCACAAUCGCUUGAUUGAACAUUAG